AGACGGUGUGUUUUGGGGAAAGUCGAGGAGACCACAGAAAGCCGGUUUGGACUGGCACAAAAAGCACCAGGAGCAGAGGUCGUGGAAUGGAACAUCCCCAAAGGAACCCAGGACUUAAAAACCCUCCUGAGAGCUGGAGCAAUUCGGAGAACACAGCAGAUUCUUGGACAACCUGGGCCUAGGACAGCACUCCCCUCCACCCCACCCACUCUCUUCUUCUUUUGAUGUUACACCUAGACCUGGCCAGUCUGGGUCAUGCAUGUGUGAGAUCAUCGGGGGCCGGGAAGCCAAGCCCCACUCCAGACGCUACAUGGCCUAUCUGGAAAUACAAGUUGGGCAGGUUAAAAAAAAGUGUGGAGGGUUCCUGGUGAAGACAAACUUCGUGCUGACGGCUGCUCACUGCAAUGGAGACAAGAUUAUUGUCAAGCUGGGAGCCCAUAACAUCAGUGAACAGGAACGGAGCCAACAGAAAAUCCCUGUGCGCCGCCGGAUCCCCCACCCGCAAUAUGACAAGAAGACCCUUAACAAUGACAUCAUGCUGCUGCAGGGUGAUUCUGGUGGCCCCUUGGUAUGUGAGGGAGUGGCCCAGGGCAUCGCUUCAUAUGGAAGCAGAUGGGAUCCCCCCCCUGGGGUGUACACAAGAGUCUCCACCUUCAUCCCCUGGAUACAGGAGAUGAUGAAGAGGCUGUAG
Molecule: messenger RNA, 691 nt
Organism: Mauremys reevesii (Reeves's turtle)
Lineage: Eukaryota; Metazoa; Chordata; Testudines; Geoemydidae
Product: granzyme H-like
Exons: 6
Coding region: 260-691 (143 amino acids)
Biological process (GO): proteolysis
Molecular function (GO): serine-type endopeptidase activity
Source: RefSeq, a predicted model, not a curated record